AUGUUACUACAAUCCUAUCGUUUUCGUUUGAAAACAGCACCUGAAACAUUUAUUCAACAAAAUAAUAAUAUAUCAAAUUCAAAUACUUUAUUAAUUUAUUUUAAAGGUGAACAAGGUUUAACUCAAACAUUAUUUAUACCAUUAAAUAAACUUAAUGAAGAUAUAUAUGAAAAUAAAUUUGAAUUAGUUGAUGUUGGAAAUUUAUCACUUGCACAUGUGAAACUUGAUGGAAAUAAUAUACGAUGGAAAUUAAAUUGGAUUGAACUUGAACGAAAUAAUGUCGAUGGAGAAAAAUUUAUUUUCAAACCAUUUGAAACUGUGAAAGGAAAUGGUUUUAUUAAUCUUAGAGAUGUUAUACUAAAUACUGGUCGUAGUUUACUUGAUUCAUCAACCAUUUGUGCUUCUGAUUUGCUUGCUGAUCCACGAACAUUAAGUCGUCGAGUUGAUCGAAUUUUUCCAAUAAAUCGAUGGCUUGAUUCAAAUCGAAAUCAAAAACUUGAUAUAUUUAUUAAAGAAGGUCCUGCACAAUUUGCUCCGAUUUAUACAAUUAUUAUACGUACGGGUACUAUUAGUAGUUGUUUACAAGCAAAUAUUCGUCUAGCAUUGAUUGGUGAUGGUGCUUCAACAAUUCCAUUUGAUCUUAAUUCAAAUUCAAAUUUAAUUCAAUGUACAACUAAGAAUUUAUUUCAAUCAGGUUCAAAAGAUCUAUUUUAUCUAUCAUCAUUUGAAUCUGUUGAUAUUGGUCAAUUAUUUCAUUUACAAAUUCAAUGUAAUAGUCAUGAUAAAUUACCAUAUUAUUGUGAAAGUAUUGAAAUUAUCAAUAAUUUAACAGAUGAAAAAUAUUUUUUUCUUGUCAAUCAUUGGUUUGGACCAAAUUUAGAACAAAAAAUAUCCGUUCCAGUUAUUGAUCGUAAUAAAGAAUCGAAUAUAUUUACAAUUUCUAUUAAAACUACAGAUAUAUCGAAUUUCAAUGGUCAGAAUAUAAUUUAUAUUCAUAUAAAUUUUACUAAUGGAAAAUCAUACGAAGAAGCACUUAGUUCAUCAGAAACACAUCAAAUUCCAUUUCAAAAAGAUAAUAUUGAUUUUUUUCUUGUUGUUAUUGAUAAUAUUAGUGAUAAUGAGAUAAGCAAUGUUAAAAUUUGCUUUGUUAAUAAAUCAAUCGAGAAUACAACUCAAGUUCAAUGGAAUUGUUCUUGGAUUGAAAUUCGUGAUAUUUUCUAUCAACGAAAUUAUUGGUAG
Molecule: messenger RNA, 1239 nt
Organism: Rotaria sordida
Lineage: Eukaryota; Metazoa; Rotifera; Eurotatoria; Philodinida; Philodinidae
Source: the annotation of a GenBank genome assembly